UAUUUACAGUCUUUUUACAACUGACCUAUAGAAUAGUUUAUUUUCUGUGAGAGUGGAGUUUAAAAAACAUGAAUGAACUUUGCGUAUAAUUACACGGGUACAACUGUUAUAAUAGUUUCAAUUUUGUACUUAAUACAUCAACUAACUACAUGAAAUAAUUAUUUAUAGUGAAAAUCAUGUUUUAGUGCUACAAAUAUCUUUUCAGCUUCGCGUCGAAAUUAAAAAAUAAAAGUUGGAGAGUAAUAAAACAAUUUUUGUAAUUGCAAAUUGUUGAAUAUCUCAUAAAUAAUUUUUUUUUGCAAAAAACACAUUAACAAUUAUUUGAAAUUUAAGAUGGGUCGGGCUGUAAUGAAUGAUAAAAAAAGGUAACAUUUAUUUCUAAACGUUAGAAUAAUUGUGAAUAAUACAUGGAGAAGAGAACUGUUUUAUGGUACAUGACUUUUUGGGGCUUUGCUCUAAAUUCCGUUUAUCGAAUGAAUAUAAAUAUAGCCAUCGUUUCAAUGAUUAAGCACCCAGUCAAAGCUUCCAAUGUUACUCUUAUAAGUGAAUGUUUUCAACAUAAUACAAUCAUCGAAUCAAACAACAAUAAUUCUCAAGUAAUUCUACCAACGAAAAGUAAUGAUGAUGACAAGUUCGAAUGGGACGAACAUCAACAAAGUAUCGUUCUCGGUGCUUUUUUUAUGUUGCACAUGAUAAUGCCAAUACCCGGAGGAAUCUUAGCACAGCACUAUGGAGGAAAAUACGUUUUUGGAUUAUGUAACGGCCUCGCAGCAAUAUUGUCUUUUGCAAUACCAGCUUCCGCAAAAAUUAGUUACAAAGCAUUAACUGGCAUAAGAUUGAUUCAAGGGUUUAUAGCGGGAAGUACAUGGCCUGCGAUGCAUACGAUGACAGCUAAAUGGAUACCAAAACAUGAACGAAGUUGGUUUGUUUCAGCUUAUAUAGGAAAUUCGGUUGGUACAGCCGUAAUUUACAUGACGUGCGGAUAUCUCAUUGAUUUAUAUAAUUGGGAAAUUGUAUUUUAUUUAACUGGAGCUAUUGGCUUACUUUGGUACAUUUGUUGGACAUAUUUUGUAUAUGAAUCUCCUGCUGUACAUCCAACAAUUACCGAAGAAGAAAAAUCUUACAUAGAAAGCAGUAUUGGAAAACAAAUUAAAUCUUCAAAACCACUACCAAUACCUUGGAAAUCAUUACUUUCAUCAAAACCUCUUAUAUUGAACGUACUAACAAGUAAUGGAGGAAUGUGGGGACUUUUUACAAUAUCAACACAAGCUCCAACGUAUUUCAAUUUUGUUUUAGGUUUAAGUGUAAAACAGACUGGAUUUUGGGCAGGUUUACCUUACAUAAAUCGAUGGAUAUUUGCAUUUGGUUUUAGUACUUUUUGUGAUCAUUUAAUAAAAUCCAAAACUAUGUCUGUGACAAAUGUACGCAAAUUAUCUACAUUCUUUUGUAAUAUUCUUCAAGGAUUGCUUAUUUUAGGAAUUAGUUUUUGUGGAUGUAAUGCAAUAGCUUCUAUCACAAUGGUAACCUUAACAGCAAUUGUAAAUGGCUGUUCAGCUUCUGGUGUGCUAGCAGGCAGUGUAGAUCUAGCCCCGAAUUAUGCUGGUAUAAUCUUAGGUUUGACCAGUACCUUUGGUGUAUUCGCCGGCUUUGUAUCGCCCAUAAUAAUUGGAUUAUUCACUUAUCAUCAGCAAACUUUAGGCCAGUGGAGUAAAGUUUUUUAUAUAUCAUCAGCAAUUUGUUGUUCAACUGGAUUAUUAUACAUUCUUUUUGCAAAUUCAGAAGUUCAAAAAUGGAAUAACAAGUAUGAUUCAGAUGACAUUGAAAAAGAAAUGAACGAUAUUAAGAAAAAAACGAAUAGCAAUGAUCAAAAUAGUACAAAUAAUUGAUCUUUAUUGGUUCUUAAACGUCGAAUUAUUAUUGUUACUCUUUGUAACUUAUUUAUAUAAUUCAAAUGAGUGAUGCUUAUUUGAUUGGAUUUUGUUUUUGACCUAGUUUGUUACAUCUUAUACUCAUAAAUAAAUGGUAUACAUAUA
Molecule: messenger RNA, 2033 nt
Organism: Daktulosphaira vitifoliae (grape phylloxera)
Lineage: Eukaryota; Metazoa; Arthropoda; Insecta; Hemiptera; Phylloxeridae
Product: sialin-like
Exons: 11
Coding region: 408-1886 (492 amino acids)
Biological process (GO): transmembrane transport; monoatomic anion transport
Cellular component (GO): plasma membrane
Molecular function (GO): transmembrane transporter activity
Source: RefSeq, a predicted model, not a curated record